Mus caroli (Ryukyu mouse) is the source of this 879-nucleotide messenger RNA. RefSeq names its product phosphatidylethanolamine binding protein 4 (gene Pebp4). The record is from RefSeq and is a predicted model, not a curated record. Lineage: Eukaryota; Metazoa; Chordata; Mammalia; Rodentia; Muridae.
AAGAACUAUGACAAUGAAGCUGGUCGCAGCAGCACUUUGCUUGAGCCUCCUUGCAGCCGGCCUGUGGGUGGGCCUCUCAUUGACAGCUGAGUCCAUUGAAGAAGGGAAACCUGGAGGUGAGAAACCUGGAGGAGGGAAACCUGGAGGCAGCGGACGAGGAUGUUUUCUCCCACCACUGCCAAAAGAAGAUGUUUCACUAUGCAGGAACCUAGAAGUUUUCUACAUGGAGAUGGGGAACAUCAGCUGUAAAAUUGUUCCUAAGUGCAAUCUAUACAGACAGAAGAUCACGGCCUGGCAGGCGCCGAUAGUCAAGUUCCACACGGCUUUGGAUGGUGCGCUGUACCUGCUGGUAAUGGUGGAUCCAGAUGCCCCCAGCAGGUCUAACCCCGUGAUGAAAUACUGGAGACACUGGUUGGUGUCCAACAUCACAGGUGCUGACAUGAAAAGUGGGAGUAUCCGUGGCAAUGUACUAUCAGACUACUCGCCGCCUACCCCACCGCCAGAAACUGGUCUACACCGCUACCAGUUCUUUGUCUACCUUCAGGGAGACAGAGACAUUUCUCUCUCCGUGGAAGAAAAGGCAGACUUAGGUGGUUGGAAUCUGGACAAAUUCCUGCAGCAAUAUGGGCUAAAAGAUCCCGACACAAGCACCCAGUUCAUGACUCAGUUUGACGAGGAAUUGUCAUCAGAGUUUGGUAGAAUUAACGACGAUCAAGAGCAAUUCAAUCAAAAAUAACCGUCCACUGAGCGGAAACUUUUACCUUCCAGUUGUGUGCUCAAGUCAUGUAAUCCACUACAGGUGGUCUGGGGAUGGAACCUCCUUUUGGCAUCUUCCAAAUAAACAAAUAAAUGCUAAAUGCAAAUAAACAAAACAAAAAA